Sclerotinia trifoliorum is the source of this 2201-nucleotide messenger RNA. Lineage: Eukaryota; Fungi; Ascomycota; Leotiomycetes; Helotiales; Sclerotiniaceae. The record is from the annotation of a GenBank genome assembly.
CUCUUGGCUCGAAAGCAUAACAGCAUCUUAUGGCUAAAAAUGACUAGACUAAAAUGCACUUUUCCGUAUUGCAUGGCCAUUCAAAAUCUUUCCAAAGUGAGUAAGUAGGACACAAAACCUUGCUAUGCUUCAAUCUGCGUAAUGAUGGAGCAAUCCUUGAACGAUGCAUACGAAACGGUUUUACGAUGAACACCAAGCCGGGGGCCUACAACGCCAGCGUCUUUAAGUCAGUCUGUAAGUGGCUACUGUGUUGCAAAACGCCACUGCCCGCGGAGGAAGUUCUCAAAGUCAUUGAGAUUUCCUUAGAUCAUGAUCCUAAACUUCAGAAAAUAGCACGUAGUCCGUUAAGCACAAAAAUUGUUUUAUGUAAGAUGAAUACUUGUUAUGUUGGAUUUGAAGAUGGAUACUGACCUCGUAUUCACUAGUGCUGUAGCAAUUUUGUUAUUCAGAGCUCAGAAGGCACAUUUCGAUUUGCCCAUUUAUCUGUUGAGGAGUACCUUAUUAACCAUUGCGGGUUCAAAGUCGAGUUCCAAACUGAGGAAUGUCACUUAUUCGUGAUGAAGAUGUGCUUAAAUCUGUUGGUACAGAAAAGAGUCAAUUCAGGCACAAAAUCAGGGCUCAAACGCGGCUCGGUGGCUUCCGCCAUAAAAAAGACGUUGAUGCUCCCCCAAGAGCCGACCAAUUUUCUAGCCUAUUCCGUCUCUUAUUGGGCUUAUCACUCCAAUAAAGCAACAUCGGAGAGACGAUGUAAAGAUCUCCUAUAUAAGCGUUUUACUCUUGGAGCCACGAUAAGCCCUUCGCUCCAGUGGUGGUACACUCAAAUUGAUGCCGGCAACUACUCAGGAAGCACACGAUAUCACAUCAUGGAUAUUGCAGAUCGAAUUCUUGGGGAUCUUCCACGCUCAGAUAAAUACCCGUCAAAGAGUCGUCUUAGAAUGUUAGGAGCAGCCUUCAACCUUCCUGAAAUAAUACAAAACGCACUCGAUAAAUAUAAAGAAUCGAUUGAUGAGCCAUUACGCCAUGGAAGUACUCCACUGCUUGUAGCCAUUCAACAUGGCAGUCCUGAUUCUGUAAAGUAUCUCCUAGAUCGCGGUGCCAAUCCUCAUCUAAUUUCGACCGCUCAUAGGCACCAUAUAAAGUAUUACAAUAUGGGUAUGCCGAUUGCUGAUGAGGAUAUGGUUUACUGGGUAAUUGCGAAGGGUGGCAAUCCUCAAGAGAACCUCGAGGAACGUUUACAGAUAGAAGAAAUUCUCCUAAGUCAUGAGUGCAGUCGCCAGGCGUUUAUCGAGCAGCUUGAAAGACAUCUAGAGAAAGAUACCCAUUCGGAGCCGUUACGAGCCUUGGAAACUCUCUAUAGAGCUGCCGAUGGGACUCCAUUACCCGCAAAGAUACUUGAGCGCAGGAUAAAAGAUAAAGGCUUGGGAGAAUUAGCUGAUGUCCUAUACCAAAUUGAUGAAGAGACUUUUAACGACAAAAUGGUACUGGGAGUCAUCCGUUUCGACUCCUAUGAAACAGUGGAAAAAUUGUUCGAAUUAAAACAAAUCGACACUAUCACAGAGGAGAUGAUUAGGUAUGCCUUGAAGAGCAGCGAUUCUCGUACUCUCGCACACUUCAUGAAUCAAUCCGAUAGCAGCCUUCUAAGAAGGGAACUGGUCAUUGAUGAAGAGCCUAAACAGGAAGAUAUGUGGAAAGUCAUUCUCGAUGUAAAAGGUAAAGACUUCGUUGAUCAGGAGGUUUUUGACUCAUUAUUUGUCCGGCCAGAUGCCAAAAGUGUCGAAUAUAUUCUGCACUCCUGCGGAAUUGAAAUGAUUAACAGUUCCCACAUCGACUCAAUAGCUAGGCUGGCUAGAUCAGAAUCUAGUGUUGAUACUUUGAAUGUUAUCAUACGCCUGCGAGGAUCCCUGGAUGGCCUAAUUACAGAGGAAGCUGUUCUCAGCGCUUUAAAAAGUGGUUCUUCUGAACUGUAUAAUUUGAUGUUGGAUAAUGUGGAGGAUCAAUCGAUAUUGACAGCGACGGCGGGAAAGCUCGCGGGAAAGAGGCGUUAGUAGUCUCAAUUUUUCAGAGAUAAUUUGUGGAUUUGAUUCUGGCUUUGCAUGAAACAGUCGGGGAACACCAGAACUGCCAGGAUAAUCGGUUACUUUCGCUGGAGGGGCAGAUGAAGAAGGAAGGGGAUCUAAAAUUGUCAAUGUAUCCCAAGUGUC